Molecule: messenger RNA, 1475 nt
Organism: Acomys russatus (golden spiny mouse)
Lineage: Eukaryota; Metazoa; Chordata; Mammalia; Rodentia; Muridae
Gene: Best4
Product: bestrophin 4
Exons: 9
Coding region: 1-1416 (471 amino acids)
Molecular function (GO): chloride channel activity
Source: RefSeq, a predicted model, not a curated record
AUGACGGUGUCUUACACCCUCAAAGUGGCAGAGGCGCGCUUCGGGGCCUUUUCCGGCCUGCUCCUCCGCUGGAGAGGCAGCAUCUACAAGCUCCUGUACAAGGAGUUUCUGCUCUUCUGUGCCUUGUAUGCUGUGCUCAGCAUCACUUACCGGCUGUUGCUGACCCAGGAACAGAAGCAUAUUUAUGCCCAAGUGGCCAGAUACUGCAACCGCUCGGCAGACCUCAUCCCCUUGUCCUUCGUGCUGGGUUUCUACGUGAGUUUGGUGGUGAACCGUUGGUGGUCUCAGUACACAAGCAUUCCACUGCCGGACCAGUUAAUGUGUGUCAUCUCAGCCAGUGUGCACGGUGUGGACCAGAGCGGCCGUUUGCUACGCCGAACUCUCAUCCGCUAUGCCAACCUGGCAUCGGUUUUGGUGCUACGUUCCGUGAGCACCCGUGUGCUCAAGCGCUUCCCCACCAUGGAACACGUGGUAGACGCAGGUUUUAUGUCUCAGGAAGAAAGGAAAAAGUUUGAGAGCUUGAAAUCCGACUUUAACAAGUACUGGGUCCCUUGCGUCUGGUUCACUAACCUAGCGGCCCAGGCUCGCAGGGAUGGACGAAUUCGUGACGACAUCACUCUUUGUCUCAUACUGGAAGAGCUGAACAGGUACCGUGCCAAGUGUAGCAUGCUGUCCCACUAUGACUGGAUCAGCAUCCCUCUUGUCUACACCCAGGUGGUGACCAUAGCUGUAUAUUCCUUCUUUGGCCUUUCCCUGGUUGGCCGCCAGUUUGUGGAGCCAGAAGCAGGGGCUGCCAAACUCCAGGCACCUCUGGAGCCAGGCAAGGAGGCCUCCGCAGCCCUAGGAGACCUGGACAUGUUUGUGCCUCUGACCACGUUGCUGCAGUUUUUCUUUUACGCUGGUUGGCUCAAGGUGGCUGAGCAGCUCAUUAACCCCUUUGGUGAAGAUGACGACGACUUUGAGACUAAUCAGCUCAUAGAUCGAAAUUUGCAGGUGUCCCUCCUCUCUGUGGAUGAUAUGUACCAGAACCUGCCUCCUGCCGAGAAGGAUCAGUAUUGGGAUGAGGCCCAACCUCAGCCACCCUAUACGGUGGCCACAGCCGCUGAGUCUCUGCGUCCUUCCUUCGUGGGUUCCACUUUCAACUUGCGCAUGAGCUGCGACCCCGAGCAGCAUCUGCAGAUGGAAGCAUCCCUGAAGUCGGACCUGCCUGCGCCUGCCAUGCAGACCCCGCUGCUGGGCCGCUUUCUGGGUGCGGGAGCGCCCUCGCCUGCCAUAAGCCUGAGGAACUUGGGCCGAGCACGUGGCACCCCCAGGACCCCGCACCUGCUGCGCUUUAGGACCGAGUCUGGAGGCGAGGAGGCUGCGGGCCGCAUCGAUGAGGCUUCGGAAUCUGGGGGUGAAAGCCUGGAGCCCUAAGAAUCCUCUGUGGGUGGCUGCCACCCGCCUUCUUCCCCAGCUGCGCUAGGUCCUAUCAA